Messenger RNA from Durotheca rogersii, 1505 nucleotides. RefSeq names its product NGG1p interacting factor 3. The record is from RefSeq and is a predicted model, not a curated record. The transcript is spliced from 4 exons. Gene Ontology annotation, cellular component: mitochondrion; cytoplasm. Bases 136 to 1323 code for a protein of 395 amino acids. NCBI's taxonomy places the organism in Eukaryota, Fungi, Ascomycota, Sordariomycetes, Xylariales, Xylariaceae.
AAGCGUAAAACGUUCGCGGAUGCCACUACCUCAGGCUCUGAUCUAUCCCAAUCCGCCGCGAGAUAGCUGGGCUGGAUUGGGGUUCGGCUCGCCAGCAGGAAUUGCGGGCAGCUCGUAUACAGUCGCGAGCUUGCCAUGAGUUCCUUGUCCGUGUCAAGACAAACCUACAACCUACUAAAACCGAAUCCUAGACUCUCGCUAUUUUCUGCUCCGUCCCUCUACCUAACUAGGGGUGCAAUUUCUGGCCUGCCUCCUGCCCUUGACCUCAAUAGGAAGAGAGCAAGACAGCAUAGCAGUUGCAGGAACCUCCUAAUUCUACCACGCCAGUCCUACUAUAUACCGGAUCUACGUCGACCACUACUACCGCCACAGCGCCGGCACCGCGCCUUCAGCUCCUCAUCGUCUCGCGCCAUGGCAGAGCCUCCAACCUCCCUUACCGACGCGGUCAUUGCCGCGAUGCGGACGCUUUUCCCAGAAGAGCUCGCGGAUCGCGCGUGGGACAACACCGGAUUAUUGCUGGGACAAGCACCGCGGCCUUCUACGUCCGAAACUGAUGACGAUGAGGCCAGCGGCACCGUCCUUCUCACUAACGACUUGACGUCCGCGGUGGUCGACGAGGCACUGGCCGAAGGGGCCAAGAUGAUUAUCUGCUACCACCCUGUCAUCUUCAGACCGUUGAAAUCUCUCACCACGCAAGACCCGAUGCAGACCUCCCUCCUGCGCCUCGCGGCUGCGAGGGUCUCCGUAUACUGCCCCCACACAGCCGUGGAUGCGGCGAGCGGAGGCCUAAAUGACUGGCUCUGCGACAUACUGCUAGAUGGGGAGCCCCAGGUGCAACGCACAGUCGUCCAACCUAUUUCUCGACCUCUGCCGCAAGGAUGCGAGGGUUGCGGCUAUGGACGAGUGGUGGAGCUGGCUCGGCCCGUCUCCUUGCGGGCCCUUCUGAAGCGACUAUCCGCCGGCCUGGGUGGCCAACGCUAUAUGAUGAUCGCCAUUCCGUCUUCGUGUAGGGACGGCACCGGGAUGCGCCAGAUCUCGAAGGUAGCUGUCUGCGCGGGCUCAGGGUCCGACGUGUUGAAAGAUACCGAUGCCCAGGUCCUGGUGACGGGGGAGAUGGCGCACCACUACGCCCUUCGGCACACGGAGCUGGGCCAGAUCGUCGUCACCGUCUUCCACAGCAACUCAGAGCGGAAGUACCUAGAGACGAGGUUGAAGCCCAUGCUAGAAGUUGAGCUAGAGACAACGAGGUAUGGGAAUACUCGCGUGGUUGUGAGCACGGAAGACUGUGACCCAUACGAGGUAGUUGACGUCGAAGAGCUUUAGCAUAGGGGCCCACAUUGUGGUCCCUGGCUUCGUCGACGCUGUAAUUGAAACGCGCAGCUUUUCCCUCUCCGGUCUGUGCUGAGUUUGUGUGUGGGCGGGUGUUGGCCAUGAGUGAAAUCUUGUCCCGAUUUAGCCGACAGUUCGCAGAGGAUCGGUGGACACAUUCAGUCUUUCUUCCCGGC